AAAAGAUCGCUCAUUUCAACCUCUUUUUCCGCCAGUUUCAAUGUUACGAUGGGAUCUCGACGAAUUCAUGAUUUUUAUAUUACCCGGUGAUAACAGCGGUUCUGAAGCCGCAAUUUGCUUCGACAUCGUCCGCAAUGCGCCGAGUCACAGCCUUUAGAGGCCACGGGCUUGAAGCCGCGGCAUAUGAUAUAGCUUCAAAACAGCUGUCAAGGACAACUCCCAUAGCAGAUGCAGGUCGAUUUCCAGCUCGCGCGCCAUUCCACACUUCUCACAGAGUCUCUUCGAGCUUCAAUGCACAACAAAAGCCGUCGCAAUCGUUGUUGAAGCCAGUCGCUCAACCGCUUACCAACAAGAUUCUCGGACGCUCGCAGCUUGGUCUAUCUUCACCAUGGCGACCCGCAAUUGCACAAUUACGACCUUUUAAUAGCACAUCGCAUCUACGGGAUACGCCGAAGGAGACAGACCGGCAGGACUUGAUUGAGAAAGAGAAAGCUAGACGAGAAGAGGAAGAAGAAGAUCUUCUGGAUGAGCAAGAUGGGUUUCGAAAGAGCGAGAAAGCAUCCAAGGCGGCACAAGUCAAUCUGAGCGCACGAUUAUCGAGCCCAAAAGGACAAGGAAAUUCAGCGGGGUUCGGAGAGAUAUGGAGAUUGAUCAAGAUCGCCAGACCGGAAGCAAAAUGGCUGGGUUUGGCCUUUUCAUUCUUGUUAAUUUCCUCAACAAUUACGAUGUCGAUACCAUUUUCCAUCGGAAAGAUCUUGGAUCUUGCCACCAAGGACCCAGCUGAAGGAAAUACGUUGUUUGGCCUGGACAUCUCACAAUUCUACCUUGCUCUUGGUUGUGUUUUGACCUUGGGUGCUGCUGCAAAUUAUGGAAGGAUCAUCAUUUUACGUAUUGUUGGAGAGAGAAUUGUUUCCAGGCUUCGAUCUCAACUCUACAGACGAACAUAUGUGCAAAACGCCGAAUUUUUCGAUGCAAAUCGAGUCGGAGAUUUGAUAUCCCGUCUUAGCUCGGACACCGUCAUCGUUGGAAAGAGCAUCACGCAGAAUCUGUCAGAUGGUCUAAGAGCUAUCGUGAGUGGUGGAGCUGGAUUUGCAGCUAUGGCCUGGGUCAGCUUGAAGCUCACGAGUAUUUUGUGCUUGAUGUUCCCACCUGUUGCCAUUGGUGCCUUCUUCUACGGCCGAGCGAUUCGAAAUCUCAGUCGAAAGAUUCAGCGGAAUUUAGGAACGUUGACAAAGAUUGCGGAAGAGAGACUCGGCAAUGUACGGACUAGUCAAGCUUUUGCUGGUGAGAUACAAGAGGUUGGACGUUACAAUCAUCAGGUCAAGAAGAUCUUCUCGCUGGGAAAGAGAGAAGCCAUUAUCAGUGCGACAUUUUUCAGCUCUUCAGGAUUCCUGGGGAAUAUGACAAUUCUGGCUUUGCUUUACUCCGGAGGAUCGAUGGUUAAGAGUGGGGUCAUCAGUAUUGGUGACUUGACUUCGUUCUUAAUGUAUACUGCCUACGCAGGUUCCAGCUUGUUUGGAGUUUCCAGCUUCUACUCGGAGCUUAUGAAGGGAGUCGGAGCUGCCAGUCGUCUUUUCGAGCUACAAGACCGCAAACCAACUAUUGCGGCUACCAUCGGAACAAAGGUUAAAUCUGCCCAAGGUCCGAUCAGAUUCUCGAAUGUCAGCUUUGCCUAUCCAACUCGUCCAGCCGUCUCUAUUUUUGAUGGCCUUGAUUUCGAGAUUCCCUCUGGCACAAAUGUAGCGAUCGUAGGUCCGUCUGGUGGCGGAAAGUCGACGAUCGGCUCAUUGCUCCUAAGAUUUUAUAAUCCAACCCAGGGAGCCAUCGCAAUCAACGGUGUUGACAUCUCGACGAUGAAUGUCAAAUCACUCCGACGCCGAAUUGGAAUGGUUGGUCAAGAACCGGUACUGUUCUCUGGGUCCAUAGCAGAGAAUAUUGCAUAUGGCAAACCUCAUGCCUCGCGGUCUGAAGUCAUUGCAGCGGCUCGUAAGGCAAAUUGCCAAUUCAUUAGCGACUUCCCAGAAGGUCUUGAUACUCAGGUUGGAGCUCGUGGUGCUCAAUUAUCUGGUGGACAGAAACAGAGAAUUGCUAUUGCUAGGGCACUGCUCAAGAAUCCUGACAUUCUAAUCCUCGAUGAAGCCACUUCGGCUCUUGAUGCCGAGUCCGAGACUUUAGUCAACUCGGCCUUGGCUGCAUUGUUACGGGGCCAAAACACCACAAUUUCCAUUGCUCAUCGAUUGUCCACAAUCAAGAGAUCCGACCACAUCAUCGUUCUUGGAAAUGAUGGCAAAGUUGCUGAGACCGGCACGUAUAAUGCGCUGUCUGCCAACCAAGACUCUGCCUUCUCCAAAUUGAUGGAAUGGCAGAUGAGCGGUGGUGAUGCUGCCGACAAGAGAUCGAUGGAGCCUGAAGGCCAUUUGACAGAGACUGAAGAAAUAUCAGACGACCUUGUUCGCUUGAGCGAAGAGGAAGAGGGGGAAGGAAUCGAUGAAGAAGGUCUAAAGGCGCGUCAAGAGGAUGAAACAAAAACUGAGGCUGUGUUGGAGAAAGCAGGAAAGCAGACGAACUCUUCUUCAUCCGGCAUCGUCUUCUGA
This is a messenger RNA of Mollisia scopiformis, 2594 nucleotides long. RefSeq names its product ABC transporter-like protein. The record is from RefSeq and is a predicted model, not a curated record. Gene Ontology annotation, biological process: transmembrane transport. Lineage: Eukaryota; Fungi; Ascomycota; Leotiomycetes; Helotiales; Mollisiaceae. Gene Ontology annotation, molecular function: ATP binding; ATP hydrolysis activity; ABC-type oligopeptide transporter activity. The coding region runs from base 135 to 2594 and encodes 819 amino acids. The transcript is spliced from 2 exons. Gene Ontology annotation, cellular component: membrane.